Molecule: messenger RNA, 850 nt
Organism: Melampsora larici-populina 98AG31
Lineage: Eukaryota; Fungi; Basidiomycota; Pucciniomycetes; Pucciniales; Melampsoraceae
Exons: 5
Coding region: 246-569 (107 amino acids)
Source: RefSeq, a predicted model, not a curated record
GAAAUUGAAUGUGACGAUCCAGAUCAACAAAACCUUUUGAAUGUUCUUUGCACGAUCCUCGCGAGUCGCCACGCUUGAUCCUUCUCAUCUCCAGUUCUUUUAAUCUCCUACAUCGGACUUCUCUUCGCUUUUUAAUUGAUGUAUCUCAACGGAUCAUAGGCUUUUACAAUUUUCUACAAUCCUUCAACCAACCAAUCAAACAUUCAUAACUUUCCAAAAAACUUCAAACCUUUUCUUACCAUAAGAUGUGUGAUGAUAUAUGUAUCUGUAUUUCAAUCGGAUGUCCAACUAAAAUCAAUCAAGGAGGUGGUGACGGUCAACCUAGGAUAUGUCCUAGGUGUCAUAACGCCAGUGUGUUUCAAGCCGAUAGUAGAAUGUGGAUAGAAAUUUGUUGUGUACCAUUGAUUCCAUUAAAAAGUAAAGAUAUUUGGCAUUGUAGUAUAUGUAAUUGGCAAGCCGAAUUAAAUUCAUUUCAACCCAUGAUAGCUGGUUUUGCUCCUCCAGUCUUUGCUCAACCAGGUUAUGCACCAAACAUGCAACCUGGUCCUCCACCUUCUCAACCAAUGUAAUGAUAAUAAUCAAACCCCAAGAUUCAUUGUAUUAUCUUCUUUUUCCCGUUUUUUCUUUAUUGGAUUUGUUAACUUUUCUUAAAAUUCAUGUAGAGAUAGGUUUGAUCAUGUAUAUAUCUAUGCUGGGUUUUUUCUUUGAAUGAUUUCUACUUUUCUUCAUGUUUGAACACUUUUAUCUUUGUAUAAUACUUGAUUUUUUUAUCUUUGAGGUUUGAAUUCAGAUUUGAUUUCUAUCCAUCAUAAUCAAAUUCAUCAACAUUCGUCUGUUAAACAAUUCAUUC